AUGCUUGUCGUUAUGCGCGGCGCUCGUCCCGCAGGUGGCAAGAAGGGAGCAGUGCGGUCGUGGGGAUUCACGGAGACGGAGCUACUGAGCGCGCAGGCCGGCGGCGAGGGGGACGGCGAGCUGGACGGCAAGGAGAGAGACGGCAUCGUGACGCGGCGGCUGCUCAUUGGUGCCGGCCUCGCUGUGCUCGCACUUCCUGUCGCUCUGUACGACAUUCCGCUCACAGUGGCCCCUCCCACCAAGCCUCUCUUCUUCUACGUCGUGCCACUUGUCCGCCUGCAAUUGGCUCUCCAGGCCAUCGUUUCACAAGCAGACUCGCUUGGUCAGUACUUGCUACCAGUGUGGAGGUGGGAGCUUGCUGUGCAGUGGGGGGUGCUUGUUGCGUUGUGGGGAGGGGAGUGGGGGCCGCUUGUUGCAUUGGAAGGGGAGCGCUUGUUGCUGUCCUCAUCCUUGAGCCUCCUUCUCAGCCAUCUUAUGCAGCGUUGGGACUCACUGCCCAUGCAACAAUAUGUGCCUAUCUCCUCGUGUGUGUCUCCCUGCUUGUGUGUGCCUCUCCUCAUCGGUGCAUCGGUGCCAGAUGUUGUGUCUCUGCGCUCGCAGCUGCGCUUUGCAGUGGGCACUGUCGACACCGUCAGGGAAAAUCUUGUUAGGUACGCAACUGUAGAGUAG
Closterium sp. NIES-65 is the source of this 669-nucleotide messenger RNA. The record is from the annotation of a GenBank genome assembly. Lineage: Eukaryota; Viridiplantae; Streptophyta; Zygnematophyceae; Desmidiales; Closteriaceae.